Messenger RNA from Pelecanus crispus (Dalmatian pelican), 531 nucleotides. Its product is annotated as interleukin-20-like. The record is from RefSeq and is a predicted model, not a curated record. NCBI's taxonomy places the organism in Eukaryota, Metazoa, Chordata, Aves, Pelecaniformes, Pelecanidae.
AUGAAGGGAUCCCACUUGUUCCUCUGCCUCUUCUCCACGUCAUGCUGGCUGAAUUUGAUGCUGACAGCUGGGAAUAAAAUCUUCCACUUCGGACCCUGCAGGAUUUCAAUGAGCGUGACUGAGAUUAGGUCUGGUUUCACCGCAAUUAAAGCCAACAUCCAAGCCAGAGACCCCAUCAGGACUCUGAGCAUCUUGUCUUACCCGCACUCUCUGCACAAGGUUAAGUCUUCAGAGAGAUGCUGCAUCACCCAUCAACUCUUCAACUUCUACGUGGACAAAGUCUUCAAACACUGCAAGACUGAGGAUUCAUAUGUCAACCGAAAAAUCAGCAGCAUAGCCAACUCCUUCCUCAGCAUGAAGAGGAAACUCAGGCAGUGUCAUGAGCAAAAUAAGUGCCUGUGUGGACAGGAAUCCGCUGAGAAAUUUAAGCAAAUACUUGCAAACUACGAAGGGCUGAAUGUCACAUCUGCAGCAAUUAAAUCUCUGGGUGAGCUGGACAUCCUGCUGGACUGGAUGGAGAAAUCUCGUUAG